AAAGCGGUCCUGCACUUCCAGUUGUGAGUGGGGAGCCAAGUGUGGGAGCUCACCAUGCUGGUAACCACCCCCCGCCCCCCACAAAGCAUGCAGCGUUCACCAGAGGGAAGUACCAGGUUCCUAUACUCAGCUGUAGGUUGUCACCGUCUAAUAAUAUGACCGUUUUGCUAUCUCUCUGCAAAUAAGGCAGAAGCUGCUACCUGAUUGGUAUAACAUCUCACUUUCCCUCUGCAUUGAUUUUCUUUUUCUCCUCCUGUGCUUCAUAAAAAGAGGGACAAGUGGCUGGUGCUGUGGACAGAGAAGCUUUAUUUUUAGUAUGAGACAACCUCUAUUUUCUUUCAGGAGAGGGAAGUUGGAUUAUCAAUUCUUUUGUAAAUGUGUAUGGUGAUAUUUGCUCCGCUUUUUGCAAUCUUUGCAUUUGCAACAUGCGGUGGCUAUUCCGGAGGCCUGCGGCUGAGUGUGGACUGCGUCAACAAGACCGAAAGUAACCUCAGCAUUGACAUCGCAUUUGCCUACCCGUUCAGGUUGCACCAGGUGACGUUCGAGGUGCCUACCUGCGAGGGGAAGGAACGGCAGAAGCUGGCACUGAUCGGCGACUCCUCGUCUUCGGCAGAGUUCUUCGUCACUGUCGCUGUCUUCGCCUUCCUCUACUCUUUGGCCGCCACGGUCGUUUACAUUUUCUUUCAAAACAAGUACCGGGAAAAUAACCGGGGCCCACUCAUUGACUUCAUUGUCACUGUAGUCUUUUCGUUCCUGUGGUUGGUGGGUUCAUCAGCUUGGGCGAAAGGACUGUCUGAUGUUAAGGUUGCAACAGAUCCCCAAGAAGUGUUGUCACUGAUGUCAGCUUGUAAGCAAACAUCCAACAAAUGCAUGGCCGUGCACAGCCCUGUUAUGUCCAGCUUAAACACUUCUGUGGUCUUCGGAUUCUUGAACUUUAUCCUCUGGGCUGGAAACAUAUGGUUUGUUUUCAAGGAGACCGGCUGGCAUUCCUCGGGACAGAGAUAUCUUUCAGACCCAAUGGAGAAGCAUUCUAGCAGCUAUAAUCAAAGUGGUUACAACCAAGACAGCUAUGGGUCAAGCAGUGGGUAUAGCCAACAGGCAAGUUUAGGGCCAUCUUCAGAUGAGUUUGGCCAAGGCCAACAGCCUAGUGGCCCCACUUCCUUUACCAAUCAAAUUUAACAGAGUAGCAUUUACAUUCUUCUGGAGACAGCCUCACCACCUUCCAUUUCAGUGGCAGAAGAAUUUUUAAUGUUUCAACCAAUUACUAAUGCAGAGAGUAUUGAAUGUAAAUCAGAGAUUUGUAGUCCUCAGUAAGGCAGAAAGGCCUGGAUCAUGAUAAGUUGUUUUUAGAGAUGAGAUGACAUGAGGAGCUAUAUUAUGCAUCAUAGAUGGCUAAUUAGAGAGUACCUUAUUAUAUACACAGAUACUUUUAUGGUCGUUUUGUAUGUGUGUUGAGAUAGUAGAAGCAUUUUGUAGCUUAAAGUCUCUAGUAUUAAUAUGCAUAAAUUAAAUUAAAUAGCAUUGAGUUUUCCUAUGCAUUUUGAUGCAAAAGAUAUUUUAAUGAUUUCUAGAAAAUAACUCGGUGUAUCACAACAUGCAUGUAUAUUUUUUAGUUUUAGGCCCUAUAGGACUGUGAAUCUCUAAGUAUUUGUUUUAGACAAUUAUUCUGUUGCUUUUUGGGUUUUUUUACUUGAUGAAUCAAUGCUUAUAUGAUUUAUUGCAUGAAUAAGCAUUUUCACACACAAUGAACUGUAUUUAUGAAAAUUUUCCAGUUUUCACCAUGAAUUUGUUAAAUGGACGUUUAAAGAAAUAUAUUCACUACUCUGUAUACUUUGCAAGUUUGUCUCUCUGGGUUUACCCACAUUCUGAAUGCAUUGUAACUAAGGUUUGGGUUUGUUUCCUCUAUUAGUAGACAUUCAGCGUUGCAUAUGAUAACUGCCCAAUAUUUAUUCUAUUUACUUAGCUGAAUACUUACAUUCUUGUAACUUUCUGUGGUGUUUUGUGGCUCUUUCCUGUGGACCAUGAAUAAUAAGGCCCAAUAACUGUUUGUGUCUAUAGAGUACUGUUUUCUUAAAAUAAUGGAAAUGCAGAUAUAGAUACCAUAGUAUCUUAUGUUCACAGUAUCUUAUCUUCAGCCACCAUGAUGAAGUAUUAAUUUAUAAAGGGUAUUCUGUAGAAUAUACACUCCCAGAUAAACUUUUAAACCUUAUUCCUUUGUCAAGCUAAUACAUUCCUCAAUCCAACUAUUAAAAAUUCUCGAGUCACAGCUCAAUUUACUAAUUCUGAUUUCAGUGUAACCCAUAAAUUAAAAAUGGCUUCCACGUGCCACUCUAUAUCCCAGAGAGGGUUCUCAUAAAAUAUUCCCCAGAACGUACUCAUUAUCAAGAAAAUGCCAAUCUUUGCCUCUUUGUUUUAACUCAAUUAAAACACCAAGGCCCGACAGUGAGGGCGAGCUGAGUAUCUGUAUUUCCAGAUAAAAGUCAUUGUCAAUGUAUAAACUCUUUGUGUGAUCUGUGAUGUUGGAAGCACUUUAGCACAAAACAGCCUUGUGUCUUAAAUGAUAUCUGUAGCCAGUUUCUGGAUCCUGUUGGAUAAAUCUGUAUUGUGAUAGCUAUUUGAGCUUAAUAAAGUUAUUGCAUACAAUG
Molecule: messenger RNA, 2645 nt
Organism: Galeopterus variegatus (Sunda flying lemur)
Lineage: Eukaryota; Metazoa; Chordata; Mammalia; Dermoptera; Cynocephalidae
Gene: SYNPR
Product: synaptoporin
Exons: 5
Coding region: 376-1179 (267 amino acids)
Cellular component (GO): synaptic vesicle membrane; synaptic vesicle
Source: RefSeq, a predicted model, not a curated record